Molecule: messenger RNA, 4212 nt
Organism: Colossoma macropomum (tambaqui)
Lineage: Eukaryota; Metazoa; Chordata; Actinopteri; Characiformes; Serrasalmidae
Gene: znf296
Product: zinc finger protein 296
Exons: 3
Coding region: 64-1983 (639 amino acids)
Biological process (GO): positive regulation of transcription by RNA polymerase II
Cellular component (GO): nucleus
Molecular function (GO): RNA polymerase II cis-regulatory region sequence-specific DNA binding; DNA-binding transcription factor activity
Source: RefSeq, a predicted model, not a curated record
CAGAGCCAUAAAAGUGACUGAAAAACCAGCGGAUAAAUACAAUUAAAAAGCGUAAAGCUCAGCAUGUCCAGGCGCAAACUCGGCAGCAGACCACAACACCUGAGCGUCAUCCAAGAUGCCCCAGAGGCCAAUGUGACCCCCAGCUCCUCCCCCUCUCCUGACCAUGCAGGUCUGCCCACAGCCGGAGGUAGUGACCUGUUGACCUGUGGCCAGUGUGGCCAGGCUUUCCCCUUGGCCCACAUUCUCACCUUCAUCCAGCACAAACAGGGAGGAUGCAGCAGUGUCAGGGCGGGUCCAGUAAGCCACACCCCUCAGUCUCCAGCCAAUCACACACUCCGACGCAGCCCAGGUGCGCAGGUGGAGGCGGGCUACGUGGAGCUGAGGAGGGUGACGGACAGGCGGUGGGAGGAAGAGCCAGGUGUGAAGGCGGAGGCUAAUCGCGCAGAUGAGCCAUCCAGUUUCACCUGCCUGGUAUGUGAAUGUGUGUUGCCCACCGCAUGGGCUCUCCUCCAGCAUGCCCAGCACACGCACUCCCUGAACCUCUAUCAAGUGGAGAGCAGUCAUGGCCUGGAGAUCUCAAAACCAGCGGCCACAAUGGAUAUUCGUCACUUGGGUGCCACUCUGGCCUCUGCCUUCAACUCCACCACAAAACGUUUACCUCGUUCUAAUCAGCCUCCCCGCCCCCAUCAGCCCUCUGCCCCUUCUCCGGCGGGGCGGGACCUGCAGGGCCUGAACUUCUCCUUGUGUCUACAGCGGCUGGCGGAGGUCAGCUGCAGCAAUGGAGGGGUCGUUCCCUCCCCGUCACCAUCUCCCCCGGCAGCUUCACCUUUCCCUCAUUCCACACCCUCUCUCCUGGGGACCUACUCCUGCGAGGUUUGUGGCCAAAGCUUCCAGUCUAUCCGCAGCCUGUCCGCUCACCGCCGGACGCAUGCCUGUGAGAGGCCCUACCACUGCGGCAUGUGCCAGCUCACUUUCUCACAGAGCGGCGAACUGGCGCGCCAUAUGAGGAGCCACCGGCGGGCCCCCACCAUGGAUGAGAUCGAAAACGGGCAGACCUCGUUAUCCCAGCAGGCGCCUGGAGAUGGUUCCACUGCUAGUUUGGGGAAUCACGGGGCUGAGCUCGAUCUCAGCAAGCACCCCGCAGCAGGUACAGGCUUAAUGCUGCUGUCCUCUCAGUCUGGAGCCGCUGGCCGUGGCUUGGCGAGGUUCUACCAGCCUCAGGUGGAAGCCGGACAGGAAGAGGAAGUGCAGGGUGAGCCCCAGCAGCCUUCGCCUUAUUCUAGUCCGUCUGAGGGCUCCCUGGAGAGCGGAGAGACCGGCGGCAGCGGAGAGAGCGGCAUUGCCAGCGGCAACUGCACCCCAAAACGGCCAGAACGAGAGAAUGAGAGAGAAGCAGAGGCAGAAGCUGUAGACAUAGUCCAGGAGUGGCAGCAGGACAACGAGAGAAGGCAAGUCAGCAGUGGAGCAGGCCGAAAGAAAAGAGAAGAAGCUUGCGAGUUUUGUGGAAAGAGGUUUCGCAACAGUAGCAACCUGACGGUGCACCGGAGGAGCCACACUGGAGAAAGGCCAUACCGGUGCGGCCUUUGCAGCUACGCCUGCGCCCAGAGCAGCAAGCUCACUCGCCACAUGAAAACACAUGGUGCCCGUGGCUCCAGAGCGCCUUUCCAGUGCCAGCUAUGCUCCGUGCCCUUCACUGUGUAUGCCACGCUGGAGAAGCACUUGAAGAAAGCACACGGAGUUAACCAGGCCACUGCUGGGGUUUACAGCCACAGUCCUCCAGUUAGCUACACCGUCAAACUGGAAGACGAUCCUGCCAGCAAUCACUCAGAAGCUCCAGUCCAAGGCGUCACAGAGACAAACGUGGACAUGUAUGAGAAUCUGAAAGAGGAAGACUCCGAAAUGAGGGUUGACAGUGCUGCAUCACCCACUCCUGAGGACUCCAGUGGAAAGGCAGAUUUGAGCCUGGCUCCAAACACUGCCUGAGCUAAGACAAACCUCCAUAAGGCCACUUGGAUCUGAUACCUGGCAAUCAAUAUCUGAGCUCCACCAGACUGAAAAAAGAUAGGGGCCAUGCUAAAUGAUCAAAUAUUCUAUAUUUGAAUGAAAAACCAAGUGCCUGCACAUCAACUACUGUGAUCAUUCUUGUAUAGAUUUGAGGACUGAGACUGAAGUCAGUGAUUUUAUGACUCAUGUUACAGUUCUGCUGUGGGACUGUGAAGGCUUAUGAGCCUGAGGACAUGGGACAGAGUCACACGACCGUUCAUAGAGACGGGCGUGGAUGCCAGGCAACCAUCCUGGAACAUCAUCUACUAGGGAUGAACAGGAGCACCUGCAACAGAUGUGAUUCUUGGCGGUAUUCAGGAUGAGAUUCUACCUGAAAAGGGGGAGAUCUUCUGUUUAAUCUGUCGCUCUACAUGAGACCCAUCAGAGGUCCAUCAUUUGUAAAGAGUUCUUUAGUUAUUCUUGAGUUGUUGGAAGAAAUUAUACAGAUAGUAAAGGAGUGCAUGGAUAUCUGUAAUACUUCCUUUCUUCAAAAUCUCUCACAGGGUUGUACGACUAUGAAUUUUUGAGAUUAUACUCUGAACGGGACUUUCUUUUUUUUUUAACCUAGAGAUAGGCUUAACUUGUGUCCUCAACAGAGGACCUGAAUUUUGUGCGCAUUUUGAUACUGUUUAUAAACAAUACACAGUGUGGGUAUGUGGCAGUGAACAUUAAAGGGGAAAUCCACAAUUUUUUUUUUUUUUCAAAAUUUCUGCAUAAUUCAGUUGUUGAGAUGUAAACAAACUCAUUCAGAGUGGAUUUAUGGGAAAUGGUUCAUUGUAAAGAAAGUUUACAGUGGUGGUGAUAGGAACCAGGGGUCGCAAUGUCUAGAACCCAAAUAUAGUAUAAUAUAUAAUGUUUUAUUUACUAUCCAAAAUAACCAGCACACCUACUGUCUGAGUUUUUAUGUGUAAUGUUGAGGGUAAAAUGGUGGCAUAUCUGAAAAAACAAUCUUGGGGACUAAAAAAUCUACCUCAAAUGGAUUUAAAAAAAAAAAAACAAAAAGAUGUUUUAGGCCAAAGCUCUGCCUAUUCAUAAACAAUAAAUAUACUGACUUUGUGUGAGGGAGCUUUUAAAGGCAUUAAAGACAUCUGGUUCCUAUUACCACCACUGUGAAUAGUUUUGACUCCUAAGUUUCUCUAAAAUGGAGCAUUUCUUGUCAAAUAACUCUGAAUGAUUUUGUUUACAUAUUAACAGUUUAAUUAGGCAGAAAAAAUGAAAUAAAGUGGAAUUCCACUUUAAUAAUCUUAACACAAUCUUCUGUGCUCACAGAGCUGCAUGUCUUAGAUUUUUGUACAUUUUGUAUUUUUAGCCUGCACUUAUACAUCUUUUGUCCAUUGUAACCAGUUCAUUUUGUCACAUGCUGUAAUGUUUGAUUGUUUUUCUAGCAGCUAAGCUCCUAUGCAUAAAACUGAACUCUGUAAUUAAAAAGAAACGGGUGUUUGCUUUCUGUUAUGUAUAUACUCCACAGGACUCGCUGUGCUGUUUACAGAUUAUUCUCUUUACAGGUUGCCUGAGCACAUAUGCAUGUCAUGAAACGUUCCGUUCUUUUUGGCCUGCGUUGAGUCGGUUCUCGAGGGUACUGCAUGUUUUGUGGUCGUGUAAAUGAAAAGCCUUCCUUCAGACGAAAAACUGGGUGGGGAGUGACAGCACUGACCUGUUGAUUGGUAGACCUACCGUGUGAGCACUUGAGAGUUGUGUGCGUCUGUGUGAGUGUGUGCGAGCUGAGGUUUGUCUGGUUACAUGUUCACACAAAAAAAGUUUGCUUUGUAAUUUUAUUUUCUAUGACUAUUAAUGUCUGUAAUCUUUCAGGGAACUGUUGUACUACUGUUUCUUUUGGAUAAGAAUAUAGUUCUGAGUCUGUAUGAAUAGACAAAUGUGAAAAGCUGUCGGGCACAUGGUGUCCAUUUCUUCAGGGACCAGCACACUGUAUAUAGCCCCCACUUCUCCCUAACCACAAUGGAUUUUGUUGUCGUCCUAAUCGCUUUGGAGUUCACUUAUAACUGUUAUGUAUAUGUUUUUUUUUUCCCAGCAUUCCCUGUGAAGCUUAUGCCUCUACUGUUCUGUAAACUUGCCAUAAUUUUGUUAUUUCUAUGCUUGUGCAGAUGUUAAUUAAAAUACUGAAACAAAGUCAGGAGCGUCCGUGUGCGCCUCUGUGUGUGUGUGUGUGUG